AUGUCAGAAGUAAAUGAUAAAAAUAUAGAUUCUGCAAAGGAUGUAGGAGAGGGGAAACCAUUUGUGCCAAAAAUUGAUGAUAAUCCAAUAAAAAGAUAUAGAUCAGAUGAUGAUAAAAAAGAAUCAGAAUCAACAACUGAAGCACCUUCAAAGAAAUUAAAAAUCGAAACCAAUGAAUCUAAAGAUGAAACUAACAAUAGUAAUGAUGAGAAUGCCAUUGAAACAUUAGAAAAUAGUCAAGAAAAGGAACCAUUAACAGAGACCAAGCCUAAGUUUGUGUUUGGAAGUACAUCUAUAUUUGGCAGCGGAUUUGCCUUAGCGAAAUCUGAUGCUGCAAAGAAGGAGAAUAAGAAGACAGAUGAAAAGAUUGAAGAGAAACAGUCACCUACUUUGAAACCAUAUUCUUUUGGUUCCGGAUUUUCUUUUGGUGGAGGAUUUAAUGUUUUAAAGAAUAAAGAAACCUCUUUAGAGAGUAAACAAAAAGAUGACGAUACAACUAAUUCCAAUGAGGAGUCAUCAGUCAAGAGUGAAGCCAUAAAAGAUGAUUCAGAGGCUGGUGCUAGUGAAAGUAAAAGCAACUUCAUAAAACUAGAAAAACAAGAUUUGAAAUCAGGUGAAGAAUUAGAAACUUUACUACAUCAAGUUAACGCAAAAUUAUAUCAACUAACAGACAUAGAUGAAGGUUGGAAAGAAAGAGGUAUUGGGUUAUUAAAGAUUAAUAAAAAUUCCGAAAACAGAAAAGCCCGUCUUGUUAUGAGAUCAAGAGUCUUAUUAAAAGUCAUUUUGAAUCUACCGUUAAUGAAGGAGUUCAAAAUAUCUAAAGGAUUCCCAGGUUCGUUACAAACUGAAAAAUUUGUUAGAAUCAUUGCUGUGAACGAAGAAAAGAUCCCUGUCCAAUAUGCCUUCAAGCUUGCUAAUGCUGAUUCGGCUGAUGACUUAUAUAGCAUUAUGGAAAAAGAAAUGCUUAAAUAA
Messenger RNA from Tetrapisispora phaffii CBS 4417, 972 nucleotides. It is a transcript of the gene YRB2, whose product is annotated as Yrb2p. NCBI's taxonomy places the organism in Eukaryota, Fungi, Ascomycota, Saccharomycetes, Saccharomycetales, Saccharomycetaceae. Gene Ontology annotation, molecular function: GTPase activator activity. Gene Ontology annotation, biological process: protein import into nucleus. The record is from RefSeq and is a predicted model, not a curated record. Gene Ontology annotation, cellular component: nuclear pore; cytoplasm. Bases 1 to 972 code for a protein of 323 amino acids. The transcript has a single exon.